Molecule: messenger RNA, 1878 nt
Organism: Dothidotthia symphoricarpi CBS 119687
Lineage: Eukaryota; Fungi; Ascomycota; Dothideomycetes; Pleosporales; Dothidotthiaceae
Product: ArfGap-domain-containing protein
Exons: 5
Coding region: 1-1878 (625 amino acids)
Biological process (GO): endoplasmic reticulum to Golgi vesicle-mediated transport; endocytosis; intra-Golgi vesicle-mediated transport
Cellular component (GO): Golgi apparatus
Molecular function (GO): GTPase activator activity; protein binding
Source: RefSeq, a predicted model, not a curated record
AUGGCUUCCGCAUUGAACAAACGGCAGCAAGCGCGCAACGAGCGUGCGCUGCAAGAGCUGAUCAAGACUGUCCCCGGAAAUGGCACAUGUGCAGACUGCGGCGCGAGGAAUCCCGGAUGGGCAAGUUGGAGUUUGGGCAUAUUCUUGUGCAUGCGAUGCGCAGCCUUACACCGCAAGCUCGGAACACACAUCUCCAAGGUCAAAUCGCUGAGCAUGGACAAGUGGGACAACGCGCAAGUCGAUAACAUGAAGCGCAUUGGCAAUAUCGAGUCGAACAGAAUAUACACUCCACGAAACAACAAAGCCCAGACGCCCAUCGAUGUCGACGAGGUGGAUAGUGCCAUGGAAAGAUACAUACGGCAGAAGUACGAGCAGCGAGCAUACAUGAACGACCCCCGAUUAGGCACGCAGCAGAAUACGGGCAGCACGAGUUCCGACGAUAGGCCACCACCACUCCCCCCAAAGCCCUCUGGCAGAUUUGGGUUUGGACUACGGAAAUCUUCAAAUACUCCACGAGACCUUACGCCUCCGGUGUCACCCGGUAUUGGGGGAUUCGGGCAAGAAACUUCACCACCGCGAGUAAACAAGCCGUCUCGAGUCUUUGGGUCAAACAUACAUACGUCAGGCGAUGGGUUGGACUCGAAGCUCGCGACAUUGCGAGACAUGGGCUUCCCCGAUGACAAACGGAACUCUACCGUGUUGAAAGGGCUGAACGGCAACUUGGACAGGACCGUAGAAGCGCUGAUCAGGCUGGGUGAGCAAAACACUGGGAAGUCAAGAGGGAGCACCCCUACUCCAUCCACGAAAUCCGGUACGAAUGGCCUUAGUUUCGACAACGCGCAAACAACAACUGCUCCGACUACGUCUAUGAAUCCGUUUGACGCUUUAGAUGCUGCUGCGCCUCCACUUCAGCAGCAGCCGUCGCAUCAAUUUUCGCAAAGUCAGGCCCAGCAACAAAUGUAUGGGAACUCUUCUGCUCAGCCAACGCCUUCGAAUUCGUACAAUCCAUUCUUGUCACAAGCUCAGCAAGGGCAAUACCAGCAACAAAGCUUUGCUCAGCAGUCGCAACCACAACAACAACAACAACAACAACAACAACAGCAAUACAACUACAACUACCAGCAACAGCCUCAGGUCCAGCAACACCAAGGCAUAGACCAGGUAUUCCAAAAUCUACAACUGUCUCACGAGCAACCGCAACAGCUACAGCAAACUCAACAACCGUUGUUUCCAAACAGAACCGGAGGACAUGGCCAGCCCCAAGCUCCGCAGUACUCACAAACGAACCCCUUUCAGCAAUCCUUUACACCGCCACCUAUGCCGCAAAUUCCAGAACAAUACAGUUCUUUCUUCCCAUCCCAACCGCAGUACCAACCAAUGUCUUCUCCAACCAGCCCGGGUAAUCCCUUUUUGAAGUCAUCUCGGAGCCAGACCUUCACGCCCAUGAGUUUGAAUUCAAAUCCGUUUGGACAGCCGCCAGCGCAACAACAGGUUCCUCAACAGUAUCAACAACAACAGUAUGUCGCUCAACAACAAGCUACCCAACAACAGCAACAUCAGCAGCAGCAAGCGUCAAACCCUUUCAUGAUGCAACAACAAACACAAACGCCCACCGCCCAGGCGCCCAAUCCAUGGCAAAAUCAACAACAGACUUAUCAACAACCAAAUUACCAACCAUCUGGACCUCAGCAAACUGCCAACCCCUUUGACAAGUCUUCCAUUCUUGCGCUUUACAACUAUCCGCAACUUGCUCCUCAACCUCCCGAGCGAUCGCAGACGCUACCCUCGCCCGCGCCAGUUUCAGCGCCACAAGCCAGGGAAUUCCUCAGCAUGGUAAACCGCUUUCUGCGGCGCAAACACAAGGGGUCAGACAUGUGA